Bactrocera tryoni is the source of this 990-nucleotide messenger RNA. RefSeq names its product putative odorant receptor 85d. The record is from RefSeq and is a predicted model, not a curated record. Gene Ontology annotation, biological process: detection of chemical stimulus involved in sensory perception of smell; sensory perception of smell. The transcript has 4 exons. Gene Ontology annotation, molecular function: odorant binding; olfactory receptor activity. The coding region runs from base 1 to 981 and encodes 326 amino acids. Lineage: Eukaryota; Metazoa; Arthropoda; Insecta; Diptera; Tephritidae. Gene Ontology annotation, cellular component: plasma membrane.
AUGUCUAACCAAAUCAUACAUUUCGAGAGUUUCAACACGCUCGCCAACAUAUUCUACACAAGCAUUGGCCUGGACGCGUACCAGAAAGCUGGACAGCGAGCCAACAACAUACGUCACCAGCUGUUGAGCAUAUUUUUCAUCAUCACAAUAGCCAACAUGAACAUAACCUUACUUAGCGAAUUGUUGUACAUAUUUAUGGCCUUCGCAAAUAACAACAACUUCGUUGAGGCAACAAUGCUUUCGUCAUUUGUGGGUUUCGUCAUUGUGGGCGAUUUCAAAAUCUAUAGCAUUUGGCGGCAACGUGCGCGCAUCACCACUAUGAUGCAAACGCUGCAUGCGCUCUAUCCCCAAACGCUGGCCGAGCAAAUGAAAUACGAAGUGCAACGGGCACUACAGCGUUACCAACGUUUCGCGUAUGCAUUUGUUUUGCUCCACGAGCUGCUAGUCUGGAGUUAUAAUCUAUUUCCGCUACUCAACUAUUUCAUCUAUGAAGUUUGGCUGGCGCUGCGUGUUGUGGGCAAAACGCUGCCCUACAACUGUUGGACGCCAUUCGAUUGGCAUAAUAAUGAUUGGCGCUAUUAUCCGAUGUAUCUGACGCAAAUCGCUGCUGGCCAAGCGUGUCUCUCCGGUCAAUUGGCCAAUGAUUUGCUCUUGAGCGCCGUGGCAGUGCAGUUGAUAAUGCAUUAUCGGCAACUGGCACGACGCAUAGAGUUGCAUGUAGCGGGCGGAGGGGGUAGCAACGAUGCUAGUGAAUAUAUCAGCUAUGCAAUUUACAAUCAGAACUGGUUCGAUUCUGACUUGCGUUAUCGAAAGAUGUUGAUAUAUAUAAUGGCACGCGCACAGAAGCCGUCAAAAUUGCAUGCAACUGCUUUGGUGACAGUUUCAAUGCCCACCAUGACCGAUCUUCUUCAAUUAUCCUAUAAGGGUUUUGCAGUUAUCCGCACGAUGUAUGCACGUGAGCCGAAGAGCAUUUCCAAAUAAUUAUUUGAA